Molecule: messenger RNA, 2529 nt
Organism: Octopus sinensis (East Asian common octopus)
Lineage: Eukaryota; Metazoa; Mollusca; Cephalopoda; Octopoda; Octopodidae
Product: phosphoglucomutase-2-like
Exons: 1
Coding region: 164-1975 (603 amino acids)
Biological process (GO): purine ribonucleoside salvage; carbohydrate metabolic process
Molecular function (GO): magnesium ion binding; phosphopentomutase activity
Source: RefSeq, a predicted model, not a curated record
CUCUCUCUCUCUCUCUGUCUCUCUCUUUCCCUCAUUCCUCCUCUGUCUAAACACCACUAAGUAGUUGAACUACUUCUACCUCUUCCUCUUUCUACAAAGUUCAAGGAUUUAUAAACACUUGUGUUGUCAUUAUCGUCACUUGACUCCCCACGGUUGCAUCAGAAUGGCUCUGCAAAAGAAAACUACUGGAAAUAAAGAGCUGGACGCUAAAAUAGAACAGUGGAUGUUAUGGGAUAAGAACGAACGAACCCGUUCGGAAAUCAACGAUCUUCUAGAAAAACAAAACAUCGCCGAACUGAAGAAAUGUCUUUUGAAACGUAUCAGUUUCGGCACUGCUGGGCUUCGUGCGAAGAUGGGCGCUGGAUUUGCUUAUAUGAACGAACUGAUUAUCAUACAAGCCACCCAAGGUAUACUUCGUUACAUAGAAGCUGACGAUUGUGAAAAAUUGAAAGCGAAAGGUGUAGUUGUCGGUUACGAUGGUCGUUACAACAGCUUAAGGUUUGCACAGUUAGUGGCCAAUAUUUACGUUCGAGCUGGAGUGCCCGUUUAUUUGUAUUCAAGGAUGUGCCCCACCCCUUAUGUACCCUAUGCUGUCUCCUAUUAUGGCUGUCGAUGUGGCGUUAUGGUGACAGCUUCGCACAAUCCGAAAGAGGACAAUGGAUAUAAAGUCUACUGGAACAACGGAGCACAGAUUGUGUCUCCGUAUGAAAAAUAUCUCUCCGAUUCCAUUGACAACAACCUAGAGCCAUGGAGUACGUCAUGGGAUACUUCAGUAUUGAAAGAUAACCCACUCGUUCGCGACCCUUAUGAAACUGUAUAUACUGAAUAUAAUAAAGACUUGGAGAGUCUCUGUUUUCAUAAAGCACAGAAUCAGAAGUCUCCCCUGAAAUUCACUUAUACAGCCAUGCACGGAGUUGGUUACCCAUUCACAUCUCGAUCGCUUGAGGUAUUUGGUUUUAGUCCACCUAUUCCUGUUAAAGAGCAGGUGGAAGCCGACCCUGAUUUCCCAACUGUGAAGUACCCUAACCCAGAGGAAGGGGAGGGUGCCUUAAAGCUGGCAAUGAAAACUGCCGAUGAACACCAAAGUUCCAUCAUUUUGGCCAAUGAUCCUGACGCCGAUCGACUGGCAGUGGCCGAGAAAGUAGACGGAAAAUGGAAAAUAUUUACUGGAAACGAAUUGGGGGCCCUGUUUGGUUGGUGGUUGGUAAAAUGUUACAAAGACAACCACCCUAACAAAUCUAUGUCUGAUGUUUAUAUGUUAUCCAGUACUGUUUCCUCAAAAAUAUUGAAAGCUAUCGCCAACAAAGAAAACUUGAAUUUCGUGGAAACUUUAACGGGUUUUAAAUGGAUGGGCAGCGAAUCUUACAAACUGAUCAACCAAGGUAAAUCUGUUUUAUUUGCAUUCGAGGAAGCUAUAGGUUUUAUGUGUGGCAGUAAGGUUCUUGACAAAGACGGUGUAAGUGCUGCAGCUGUUAUAGCUGAGAUGGCCAGUUAUGUUCACCAGGCAGGAAAAAAUUUAAAUGAUCAAUUGGAAGAGGUCUACUCCACUUACGGCAACCACCUGUCUAUAAAUUCUUAUUUCCUCAGUUAUGAUUCGUCGGCCACUGACCAAAUGUUCGCCGAUCUUCGCAACUAUCAAGGAACAGGGACUUAUCCGAAAAGUUGCGGACCCUAUGCUAUCAGCGGUAUACGGGAUUUAACUGUGGGGUUCGACAGUAAUACCGAGGACGGCGUACCUCUGCUACCAACUAGUAAGUCAAGCCAUGUCAUUACUUUCACGUUUGAUUGCGGUUGUAUAGCGACCCUAAGAACCAGUGGGACAGAACCGAAGAUCAAAUACUACACUGAACAUUGUCCCAAGCCUGACAGGGGUCUCGGGAAGGCUGAUGUCAUGAAAGAAUUGCAAGAUAUUGUCAAAUGCAUUGAAAAGUACUUUUAUCAACCCGAAAAAUACGGCUUUGUUGCUCGUACAUAAACCCAUUAAUAUGUUUGUGUGCGUAUAUCGUAUAUGUACUUAUAUGUGUGUACCCAUACAUAUAUCAUAGAUGAUAUUCGCAUACACACUCACGCAUACACAUUUUUUUUUAUUAUGCAAAUUACUGCUGUCCCCAAAGUAUUGUUAACACUUAUUUUUCUUUAUGUUUAUUGAUCAGACGAUCAAUUAUGUUUAUUAAAUGACGAAGUCCAGUAAGUUUAAAUCAUGUCCCAUGUCACUGUUCCCGAUCAGAUCCAAUUUUCGAUUGAUCAUGAGAAUUUAAUUUGUUUUCAUCUUUUCUAAAUUUUAAUUUGUAACUUAUCGAAAUUAUUCUUCCACCCUUUUCUUUGUAACUAGCUUACGAAUGCUACUUUAGGUUUUCUUUCUCCAACUUUAAAUUCUUCAAGAAUUUUUUGCGUUCGGUGGUCAUUCAGUACAACCUUGCUUAAUUUCUAUCACUCCACGCCGUUAUGGUACAUGAGUUAUUUCCCUUGGUUCAAAUUUUUUUUUACAUGCAAUGAUAAUUAUCUGUGCGUGUGUAUAUAUAUAUAUAU